AUGAAGGGCAAGGCCCGCAAGCUCUUCUACAAGGCCAUCGUGUGCGGCAAGGAGAUGAUCCGUAUUGGGGACUGUGCCGUGUUCCUCUCUGCCGGCCACCCCAACCUGCCCUACAUCGGCUGCAUCCAGAGCAUGUGGGAGUCGUGGGGCAACAACAUGGUGGUCCGCGUCAAGUGGUUCUACCACCCCGAGGAGACCAGCCCAGGCAAGCAGUUCCACCAGGGCCAAGUGAGCCUGCAGCCCGGCUGCAGCCCCCCGGGCUGGGCCCCCCAGUCCUAGGCGGUGUAGGGCAGACCUGAGGGUGAGGCGUUCUGGGUGCUGGAGCAUCAGCAGCCCUGCCCAGUGG
This is a messenger RNA of Pan troglodytes (chimpanzee), 346 nucleotides long. RefSeq names its product trinucleotide repeat-containing gene 18 protein-like. The record is from RefSeq and is a predicted model, not a curated record. Gene Ontology annotation, molecular function: chromatin binding. The transcript has a single exon. Bases 1 to 279 code for a protein of 92 amino acids. NCBI's taxonomy places the organism in Eukaryota, Metazoa, Chordata, Mammalia, Primates, Hominidae.